CCAUCUAUAAUUUUACUACACGGUCUCUGGCUUCUCAUCGCUCUGUGCUGGUCUCUUAUCGUGUUAGCUGUGACUUUAUCACCGAAUAAAUGGCGAAUUUAGCAAUUGCUGCGGCAGCUGCAGCUGCUAGAGAUCCUGCUGUGGACCGCUCGUUACGUUCGGUGUUCGUGGGAAACAUCCCAUAUGAGGCCACAGAGGAGCAGCUGAAAGACAUCUUCUCAGAGGUUGGACUUGUCGUUAGUUUUAGGUUGGUGUAUGACAGAGAAACAGGAAAGCCAAAGGGAUAUGGCUUUUGUGAGUACCAGGAUCAGGAGACUGCGCUCAGUGCCAUGCGCAACCUGAAUGGCCGAGAGUUCAGCGGCAGAGCCCUCCGGGUCGACAACGCUGCUAGUGAGAAGAAUAAAGAGGAGCUAAAAAGUCUGGGCACUGGCGCUCCCAUUAUUGAGUCCCCUUAUGGAGACGGCUGCACACCCGAAGAAGCUCCAGAGUCCAUCAGCAGGGCAGUAGCCAGCCUGCCUCCUGAACAGAUGUUUGAGCUAAUGAAACAGAUGAAACUGUGUGUGCAGAAUAGUCCCCAGGAGGCCAGGAACAUGCUCCUGCAGAACCCUCAGCUCGCUUAUGCCCUGCUGCAGGCUCAGGUGGUCAUGAGGAUUGUGGACCCUGAAAUCGCUCUGAAAAUGCUCCACCGUCCAGCUGUGGUUCAGCCCAUAAACCCAAGUCCUCAGCCUGGAGCGGUACCUGUACCUAACCAGCCCCUCCCUCAGCCCAAUGUACCUGUCUCUCAGCCUCAACCAAUGCCAGGUAUGCAUGUGAACGGAGCCCCUCAGAUGAUGCAGCCUCCACAGAUGGGGGGUGGGGUACCCGGACCAAUGCCAGGACAGGGACCCAUGGGACCAGCUGGAGGGAUGCAGCCUGCGAUAGGGAUCCCUCCAGGAGGCCCUGUACCCAUGGAUAGAGGACCAGGAAACCUUCAGGACUCUCCUGUGGGAGCAGCUGGGCUGGCUGCUAUCGAGCGGCCUCAAGUGCCGAUAGUAGACCCACGUGCCUCAAUGCGAGGGGCCCCUCAAGGCCCUCCAGGGAUCCCACCCAGAGGCCUUCUUGGCGAUGGUCCGAACGACCCGCGAGGUGGAUCAUUGGUCAAUGUCACUGGAGAAAUGGUGGAGCCAGGGCAUGGUUACAUUGGAGGCCCUCCACAACAUCAGGGGCCGCCCAUGCAUAUGGCUCCCCCAGACAUGCGUGGCCCUCAUGACAUGAGAGGAGGACCCAUGAUGGGAGAACCUAGAGGUCCUAUGAUGGAGCAGCGGGGUCCACCCAUGGAGGCAAGAGGUCGUGAUCCAAGGGCUGUUGAUGCUCGGGGUCCGAUAUCUGGCCAGAGGGUUCCUGUAGCUGGUGGAAUGCAGGGUCCUCCCCCCCAUGGCAUGGGACAAAGUGCACCUCCAUCAGCAAGACCAGGUCCUACAUCAGAUGUGUCAUCACAAGACCAUGAGAAAGCUGCCUUGAUUAUGCAGGUCCUGCAGCUGACCCCAGAACAGAUCGCCAUGCUGCCACCAGAACAGAGACAGAGUAUCCUGAUACUGAAGGAGCAGAUUCAGAAGACGGCAGGCGCACCCUGAAGACUCAUCUUGUGACGCAAGGAACAUACGCAUCCGAUCAGACAACCAUACCUAGCUACACUUGUAUUGGUCUGCAGGACAUCCACAUCUGUAACUUUGUUGUUGUUGUUUUUUUUUUUAUAGUGGCAUUUUCUUUUGAGAUCAGUUAUAUAUGAAUAAUAGUAGUUCACAAUUUACUUCUCAUGAAAAAAAUAAACAACUGUGUUUUGAAAUAAA
Molecule: messenger RNA, 1829 nt
Organism: Sinocyclocheilus grahami
Lineage: Eukaryota; Metazoa; Chordata; Actinopteri; Cypriniformes; Cyprinidae
Product: cleavage stimulation factor subunit 2
Exons: 15
Coding region: 90-1613 (507 amino acids)
Biological process (GO): mRNA 3'-end processing
Cellular component (GO): mRNA cleavage and polyadenylation specificity factor complex
Molecular function (GO): mRNA binding
Source: RefSeq, a predicted model, not a curated record